UUAUUUUAGAUUUGUUUCAUUUAACAUCUACGCAUUCACAACGAGUUUAUAGACUCUAACGCAAUGUUUACACAAAAACUGGAACAGAUGUAUCAUCCUCCUUCGAACCUGAAGAAAUAUGACAAUGAAGGAUAUAUGAAAAACCCGCUGCUCAAAUUUCGACUCGAAAAUGUGCAACGGGAACGGCAUUCAAGGUUUCUGAAAUAUCGCGCUGCCGUUGAAAAAGUAAAUUUGUGUCGCAAGCCACCGCCACCGGACCCUGAUAUCCGUCAGCUGCCCGAAUAUAAUUACGUUGACAAUUUGCGGCGUGAGGUACGUAAAAUAGAAGUGCCAAAAAUGUUAAGGAAAACCGAAAAGAAGAUUCUCAGCUAUGCACCCAAUCGUUUAAAAGUCAAAUAUCCCGAACUUGUCGAUAACUAUAUGAAAGACGUACACGAGGAAUUCGAUCGUCUCAUGAAAAUUUACAGCAUGAACUGCAUAUUAGUGCAUCCGGAAUUCACCGACGAAGAUCCUGCACAAUUUAUUCUUCCACGCAAAGAUUUUCAUUUUAAAUUACCUGGACGUACGGAAAAUUAUCCGAAAUUUUUGGAAAAUAAACGUAAAAUCAGCAGGAAGUUACUGAUUGUAUACCCACAAGUGCGUUUAAUUUUGAGUUCUUCCGAAUCGGAGUUUCCAAAAACCAUGGUUGCCUUAGAUCCGGUCAUGAUCGGCGCAAGUCAUUUGCAGGCGGUCGUAGGACUAGGUGGACGGGAAGCGCUGUUUUAUAAAACGUUCGUAAAAUACGUGGAGAACAAUUUAGAAGAAGUAAGUAACUUUCUACGUUGGACUUGGUAUCCCAGAAUUGUAUCGGUAAUACGUCGGCAUUUUCGCAAAAACACAGUACCAAAUCGGUUAAGAUGGCGAAUGUUCAAGUGCCUAGAAGCUCUUAUUAAUAGACAAAUAAAUAUGCUAAAAAUAAAUACAUUAUAUGAGUUCCUACGAGUGGGUAGCUUAGAACGCAAAAUUCCCAUACUAAAAAUUAAUAUGGUAUACAAUGAAGCCGAGAACUCAAUCAAUUUAGAUCCGAGUUUGGAAACAAUAUACGACAUGUAUGAGAAUCUAGUGGACGCAAUUGCACAGGUGCUGACCAAAAUAGAACCUCUUGAGCCGCAAGUCGAUUCAACUUUGGUCAACAUUGCAGCCCCCUAUCUACGCAUAUCUAUGAACGAAAACUGGCUUAACGAAUUUAAAUUGGAAUUUAGAAAUGCACUUAUCCGAACCUAUCAAUCGAUACAAGAAUACAUUGAUGGUUAUCAAUCCAAAUAUUACAAUUUGUAUGCGCAAGAUGUGCGCAAGGACCUCGACGAGUUCUUGAGUGAAUCGCACGAGUUUGAAGAGUACUUCAAACGCAUCGCGACCUAUUUCCAGUAUAUAAAUAUGUUACAAAGCGAACCAGAAAAUGAUUUUUUCCAGAUGGUUGUAAUCUGCAAUAAGGCGGCGAUUGUUUCCUUACGUGAAAUUGCGGAUGACCUAAUUGCAUGCAUCACCGAGCAGAUCGUUCAAGAACACAUUAAGGCAGAAGAAGAAAUUUGUGCUGCUUUUGAGGAUAUCAAAGUAAAGGCAUUGACUAUACCAAGAUCAACAGAGGAACUGCUCGAGAGUGGAGAGUACAUGAUACGAGUGAAAAAGGAACUUAUAUUCGAAUUGAGAGAUCGAAUACAAUAUUGUCUAGAGGUUGGCACAAAUCUCGUUGAAUUGACCGAAAUGGAUCCAUAUCAUUUCAAUCUAACCAUUCGCACCAUCAAAUGGUUAAAUGAUAUUAAUGAAAUUUGUGAUUACAAUGCCUCACAGCAAGAGCAUUACAAAUUCCUCUUUGAGGAGCAUUUGCAGGAUGUCAUUAAGAAACUCAAUGAGGAUAUAGAGGCGAUGAUACCGAAUUUGACAAUUAUUGAUGAUAUGAGCGAACCAGAACAGUUCCGUCAUAGUUAUAUACUAUUACAAAAUUUCAUAGGCCAACUGAAGACAUUUGACGACUACGUAAACUGGAUCAAUAAAGAGGAGAAAUUAUUUAAAAUGGCGCAAACGCAGUAUCCGAAAUUGGAAAUAAUGAAAGGUUUCAUAAUACCAUUUGCCGAAUUAAUGAAAUCCUGUAUCGAAUGGAUGCGUUACUUGAAUGUUUGGAUGUAUGGACCAUUUGAGUAUUUGGAGCCGAAAUUCGUAGAAGAAACUACUGAAGACUUUUUAAAAGAAUUCCAAAAAUGUCAAAAAUACUAUCGCGUAAAAAUCAGACAAGACCAAAUAGAAAAUCCAAUAUGCAUGUUCCGGGGUCAAACGGAAGAUCCCGAUCCAGAAAAACACCCUGUACCAAUUCGACUUUGCACCAAAAUGAUCAAAACAAUAAAGAAUUUCACCACUGGUGUAUUUAUCGUGAAUAUUAUGUGCAAUCAAGCGCUACGCAAACGACAUUGGAAGGAGAUGUCCGAGAUUGCUGGGUUCGACAUAACGCCCGAUGCUGGCACAACACUUACGAAAAUUAUUGAUAUGAAUCUUGACACUAAGCUCGAUCUAUUUGAAAUUAUAAGUGUCGGUGCAAAUAAAGAAUUACAGCUUCAGAACAAUUUAUAUGCAAUGAUACACGAGUGGGACUCAAGGAUCUUUCCAACAGGGCCAUAUAAAGACACAGGUGUUAUGAUACUUUCCAAUUUGGACGAUAUACAGGCAUUGCUAGAUGAUCACAUUCUUAAAACACUUACAAUGCGUGGUUCAGCUUUUAUGAAGCCUUGCGAAGAGGAAGUGUUGGCAUGGUACGAAAAGAUUAUGCGCGUAAAUGCUACUCUCGAUCAGUGGGGCAAAGUACAGUCGAAUUUCCUAUACUUACUACCGAUAUUCUCCUCGAAAGAUAUCGUGGCGCAAAUGCCGGAAGAAGGUCGUCUGUUUCAGGCUGUUGAACAAACAUUUACGCGAAAUAUGGGUAUGGUGCUGCGCCAACCACUUGUCAUGGAGACUGCACCACAAGAUGGACUUCUCGAAUCUCUCAUCAAAGCAAAUGAGCUUCUUGACGACAUUACGACCGGAGUUAGUAAUUAUUUAGAAAAGAAACGUUUGUACUUUCCGCGUUUUUUCUUUUUAUCGAACGACGAAAUGCUAGAAAUACUAUCUGAAACCAAAGACCCACUUCGAGUGCAACCACAUUUGAGUAAAUGUUUCGAAGGUAUCAACCUGCUCGAAUUCGAUGCUGAAAAGAAUGUGCUGGCAAUGAUAAGUAGUGACCAAGAGAAGGUCCAAUUUGUGGAGCAAGUGUCAACGGCCGCCGCAGGGGGAAGUGUCGAGAAAUGGUUGGUUGGCGUUGAAGCAGAAAUGUUAAAGGCUGUACGCAACGAAAUGGAUCGGUCCUAUGGACAUUAUCCAACCCUGCAGCGUUUCGAAUGGGUCUUGCAUUGGCCACAAAUGGUAGUACUAUGCAUUUCGCAGGUGUACUGGGCGUCCAUGGUGCACAUGAAUUUGCGACGAUCUGGCCUGAAUCAGAUCGCCAUGACUGAUUUCUUCGGCAGUCUUAAUAAAGAUUUGAACGAUAUUGUGGCAUUAAUACGCUCAACACACAUAAAUAACCUGAAUCGCAUAACUAUUAAAUCACUGAUUGUAAUUGAUGUGCAUGCAAAGGAUGUCGUCGAAGACCUGAUACGCAUGAAAAUAAACAGUGAGUUCGAUUUUCAAUGGAUGGCUCAGUUACGAUACUACUGGGAGAAUGGUGACAGCUUUGUGCGCAUCAUUAAUGCAACAGUACCUUAUGCUAACGAAUAUUUAGGGAAUUCAGACCGCUUGGUAAUCACUCCGCUCACGGAUCGAUGCUACCGUACAUUGGUUGGUGCCUACCAACUUCAUCUAAAUGGCGCACCAGAAGGACCUGCCGGAACUGGAAAAACCGAGACGACGAAAGAUUUGGCCAAAGCGCUCGCCGUACAGUGCAAAGUAUUUAACUGUUCCGACGGUUUAGAUUACAAAGCUAUGGGAAAAUUUUUCAAGGGCUUGGCGUCCUGUGGCGCAUGGGCCUGCUUCGAUGAAUUCAAUCGCAUUGAGUUGGAGGUACUCUCUGUAGUUGCACAACAGAUAUUACUCAUCAUACAGGCUGUGCGAGCUAAAGCGGUGAAAUUCAAUUUUGAAGGCACCGAACUAACACUAAAUCCCGCUUGUUAUGUUUGCAUUACCAUGAACCCCGGCUAUGCAGGCCGCUCGGAGCUACCCGAUAAUCUAAAAGUGCUCUUCCGUUCGGUAGCAAUGAUGGUGCCCGACUACGCAAUGAUUGGCGAAAUAUCGUUAUACUCAUAUGGCUUUGUGGAUGCGCGAAAGCUGUCUGUGAAAAUUGUCACUACCUAUCGUUUAUGCUCGGAGCAGUUGUCAAUGCAGAACCACUACGAUUACGGAAUGCGUGCAGUGAAGACAGUGCUCUCAGCAUGUGGCAAUCUUAAAAAGAAAUUCCCUAAUGAAUGGGAGGACAUAUUGUUGUUGCGUUCACUGCUCGAUGUCAAUUUGCCGAAGUUCAUGUCCUUCGAUAUUCCACUCUUCGAGGGUAUCAUAUCGGACAUAUUCCCAGGAGUAGUACUUCCGGAGACCGAUUAUAGCUUGAUUGAGGAAGAAUUCAAACGCAUUUGCAUCGAAAUGGUACUUGAACCGACGGAAAGUUUUCUCAUUAAAGUCAUACAAACUUAUGAAAUGAUAAUUGUGCGUCAUGGAUUUAUGAUGGUAGGAGAGCCACUGGCUGGCAAAAGCAAAACACUAGACGUACUAGCACAAGUGCUAUCCGCGCUUAAAAUUAAGGCACCUAGCAAAAGUUCAUACUUUCAACAUGUACAAAUGGGUAUAAUGAAUCCAAAAUCUAUAACAAUGAAUCAGUUAUACGGCUCAUUCGAUCCCGUCUCAUACGAAUGGAAUGAUGGUAUUAUAGCGAAAAUAUUUCGUGAAUUUGCCAUGACUCCAACGCCAGAUAAAAAAUGGGUUAUCUUUGAUGGGCCCGUGGAUGCAGUUUGGAUUGAAAAUAUGAAUACAGUAUUGGAUGACAAUAAGAAAUUGUGCCUUAAUUCGGGUGAAGUUAUAACGAUGAGCAACGAGAUGUCUAUGAUUUUCGAAGUAAUGGAUUUGGCACAGGCAUCUCCGGCGACAGUCUCACGCUGUGGCAUGAUAUACAUGGAAACUGCUUCAUUGGGAUGGCGUUCGUUUGCGAAUUGCUGGCUAAAGAAAUGCAAUCCCGUCUGGGCUGACGAUGAAACCAAGGAUUAUCUAAUGGAAUUUUUCAAAUGGUUAUUGGAACCGUGUCAAGCUUUUAUACGCAGAAACUGUAAGGAGCACGUCAAACCCGGAGAAUUCAAUUGCCUAACUACAACAUUCGAUAUAAUCGAAAUGCUGCUGGACGAUGCUGUUUUGGAGAAUCCCGACGAGUAUCAAAGGCAUAUGCCAAUUUAUGUACAAGCUUGCAUACUUUACUCAUUUGUUUGGGGAGUGGCGGGUGUGUUAGAGUCUCGGUCCAGAGAAAAGUUUGACGCAUUUCUUAAAAGCAUGUGGCUUGGUGAAGAUUCGCCUAUACCGGACAGUAUCGGCAAAUUGGAGAUAUCAGUGCCCGUUGAAGGAUUGCUGGUCGACUAUGUAUAUGUGUUCAAACAGCGUGGUGCAUGGAAAUCAUGGACGGAGCUGGCCAAACGUAUGGAUGUCGAAGAAAAUUCCAUGGGUGUGCAAGUUCCCACUAUAGAUACAGCCAGAUAUAUAUAUUUACUCGAAAUGCAUAUCAAAAACAAUAAAAAGGUGCUGCUUGUCGGACCAACCGGCACUGGUAAGAGUGCCUACAUCCAGAACUACCUUAUGACUAAAAUAGAUCGCAAUUCAAUCGAAUCGGCUUUUAUAACAUUUACUGUUAUGAUAACAGCUAAUCAAACCCAAGAUCUUCUUAUCUCGAAGCUGGUCAAGUGGAAACGCGGCAUUUAUGGCCCACCAAAGGGUAUGAAAACUGUACUUUUCGUUGACGAUAUGAACAUGCCUGUAAAGGAGAUAUAUGGUGCUCAACCCCCUUUGGAAUUAUUGAGACAAUACUUUGAUUACGGUCACGUCUACGACCUGAAGGAUACUUCAAAAAUAUUCAUAAAUGACCUUUUGAUUAUAAGCGCCUGUGGCUUGCCUGGCGGUAGUCGGCAAGAUGUUUACGCUCGGUUCCUCAAUCAUUUUAAUGUGUUCUCAAUCAAUACAUUCGGCGAUGAAACUAUGAAUCGUAUAUUUGUAAACGUGCUGAUGAAUGGUUUUAAGCGUUCGGGUCAUGGUAAUGAUGUCUUUAUUUUCACUAACCAAAUCGUUAACGCCACCCAACAGAUUUAUAAGAGUGUACAGUCCGAAUUAAGAGCGACACCAGCUAAAUCUCAUUAUAUUUUUAAUUUACGCGAUAUCUCUCGAGUGGUUUCAGCAUGUGCCCUCUUCAAAAAAGAAUCGGCGAGUGAUAAAAAAAUAUUUCCCCGCUUGUGGUAUCAUGAAGCCAUGCGUGUGUUUUACGAUCGUCUGGUGGAUGAUGUUGAUCGGCAAUGGAUGUUCCAGAAGUUGAAUGAUUGUGUAAAGAAUAACUUUAAGGAGAAAUUAGAGUCAGUCUUUGAAAAUUAUUGUACAACUGUGGCUGGUGAUUUGGUAUACACGAUAGAAGGUGCGCAUCGUAUAUUCUUUGGCGUUUACAUGGACGAGGACAAUAUACCCGAUGAACGGCGCUAUGAGGAGCUGCCAUCGAUGGAGGUGUUCUUUAAAUUUGCCUCGACUAGCUUAGAUGACUACAAUUCCACGCGACGUUCAAAGAUGGACAUCACAUUAUUCACAUUUGCGCUCGAACAUCUAAAUCGCAUCUGCCGUAUUAUCGCCAUUAAUGGUGCCAGUGCUUUGCUGAUUGGUAUGGGAGGUUCAGGCAGGCAGUCGCUAACGAAGUUGGCUGCGAAUAUGGUCCAGACGUCAUUUUUUCAGCCCGAGAUCACCAAAAAUUAUGGUCCCAAUGAUUGGCAUGACGAUAUAAAGAACAUUAUGAAAGAAUCUGGUGGUUUGAAUAAGCAUACUGUUUUUCUUAUGACCGAGAAUCAGAUAAAAAUGGAACUAUUUCUGCAAGACAUCGACUGUCUUCUGAAUCAGGGUGAAGUGCCAAAUGUAUAUGCCAUUGAUGAGAAACAAGAGAUUUUGGAAUUAGUGCGUCUGGCGGCUCAGGGUGGCAACCGUAAUAUCGACAUUUCACCACUGCAGGUGUUUUCCUUCUUUGUCAAUCGCUGUAAACAAAAGCUGCAUAUUGUGCUUUGCCUCUCACCAAUUGGCGACUCGCUACGCACCAGGGUACGGCUAUAUCCAUCAUUGGUUAACUGUUGUACUAUUGACUGGUACCAGAGUUGGCCGGAAGAAGCUUUGACAAUGAUUGCAAAAAUAUCUUUAGAAGAUGUCAAUGUGCCAUCUUCUAGCAUUAAGGACUCUAUAGUGCAAAUCUGUCAAUACUUUCAUAUUAGUGCAGCUCGAGUUUGUCGAGAAUUCUGUGAUCUUACUGGACGUUACAUAUACCAAACAAACGCAUCUUUUCUCGAGUUAAUCAAGUCAUUCCAAACAUUGAUUGGCCGCAAGCAAAAGGAAAUUAUGGAAGCUAAAAUGCGUUACAUUGGCGGCUUGGACACGUUGGCCAAUGCUGCCGCAGCAAUUUCACUGAUGCAGAAGGAGUUGAAUGCUUUGCAGCCUCAACUAGUUGCCCUUGCUGAGAAGUCGCGGCAUAUGUUAAUUGAAAUCAAUAAAGAGACAAUUGCUGCCAGUGCCGCUGCUGAGCAAGUUAAGAAGGACGAAUUGGUGGCUGCAGUGCAGGCCGAAGCCGCACAGGGACUAAAAGAUGAAUGUGAAAAGGACUUGGCGCAAGCUAUACCCGUGCUUGAAGAAGCGAUACAGGCGCUCAACACACUGAAGCCGGCCGAUAUAACCUUGGUAAAAUCUAUGAAAAAUCCGCCACCCGUAAUUAAGCUGGUAAUGGCAGCGGUUUGUGUUAUUAAAGGCGUGCCACCUGAAAGAAUUCCCGAUCCUAGCACGGGAAAAAUGGUAAACGAUUACUGGGGGCCUAGUAAACGCAUAUUAGGGGAAAUGAACUUCCUUCAACAACUAAAAGACUUCGAUAAGGAUAACAUCAAACCAGAGAUUAUGGCACGCAUCCGAAAAGAAUUCAUACCGAAUAAAGACUUUCAGCCGCGAAUUGUUGCCAAAGCAUCCAGCGCGGCAGAAGGUCUGUGUAAAUGGAUAAUAGCGAUGGAUCUGUACGAUAAUGUUGCCAAAAUAGUGGCACCAAAAAAGGCAAAAUUAGCGGCUGCCGAGAAGGAAUAUUCAGACACAAUGAAAUUUUUGACCGAGAAGCGUGAGCUGGCGGCAGCAUUGGAAGCUAAAGUCGCCAAACUCAAUGAAGAGUUGGACAAAGCUAAUGCAGAAAUGAAACGCACCCAGGACGAGGCAGACUUUUGUCAGAGUAAAUUAGAGCGAGCUACAGCGCUCAUUGAUGGCUUAGGUGGUGAAAAGUCACGGUGGACACAAGCGGCUGAAAAUUUACAAAGUAUUUAUGAUAACUUACCUGGAGAUAUACUCCUUUCAUGUGGUAUCAUUGCAUAUCUCUCUGCCGUGAAUCUCUACUACAGAUCACAGUGCACUGCAGAUUGGUUUCAACGUUGUAUCCAGGCUGGCAUACCAACCUCAAAAGAAUAUAAUAUUACAACAACACUUGGCUUAGAAAUCACCAUACAAAAUUGGAACAUUAAUGGCCUGCCCAAAGAUGUAUUUUCAACAGAAAAUGCGAUUAUAGCCGAUAGUUCCAGUCGGUAUAGUUUAUUUAUCGAUCCGCAGGGUCAGGCAAAUAACUGGAUCAAGAACAUGGAGAGAAAAAAUCGUUUGAGCAGUGUAAAAUUCAAUCAGGCUAAUUAUAUGAAAGUUAUAGCCGAAUGUAUGGAAUAUGGUUCACCCGUUAUUAUUGAAAAUGUGCUUGAAGAGCUGGAAGUACCACUUGAUCCCAUUUUGAUGCGGAACACUUUCAGACAGGGUGGUCAGAAUUUUAUUAGUUUGGGCGAUAAUAUUGUACCAUUAAAUGACAAUUUCCGAUUAUACAUGACAUGUAAUUUGCGAAACCCACAUUUUCUGCCUGAAACUUUCAACAAGGUGACUGUUAUUAACUUUGCGCUCACACAGAAUGCGCUCGAGGAUCAGCUUUUAAGUAUUGUGGUUGCGAAAGAACGUCCUGAUUUACAGGAGUUGCGUAUGAUGUUGAUAAAUGAGGCAGCGAAAAAUAAAGCUGCUCUACGAGAUGCUGAAAAUAUGAUAUUAAAAACGUUAUCCGCCGCAGAGGGUGAUAUUUUGGAAAAUGAAAGCGCAAUACAAAUACUGAACGAGUCCAAGGAACUAUCAUUUGAUAUUGUAGCAAAACAAGCCGCUUCGCGCGAAACAGAGAUGAAAAUAGAAGCCUUUCGACUAAACUAUAAACCUGUCGCAGUGCAUUCUUCUGUAUUGUACUAUUCCAUCACUGAUUUGCCGAAUAUAGAUCCGAUGUAUCAAUUUUCGCUAAAUUGGUAUAUAAACCUCUACGAGUAUUCUAUCGAGUCUGCUAAUAAGUCCAAAGACCUUCCACGCCGCAUAAAGUUCCUGGUGGAUGGAGUGACAAGAAACCUGUAUAAUAAUGUUUGCCGUUCAAUAUUUGAGAAGGACAAGUUGCUGUUCUCCUUUAUUCUCACCUGCCGUGUUCUAUUGGGAACAGGUCAACUUAAGAUGCUGCAACUGUCACAUUUGCUUACAGAUGCUGUGGAAACUGAAAAAUUACCCGCCAAUCCCGAUGCGUCUUGGAUUACGGAUGUGAUAUGGAUGAAUAUAUUUCGUUUGGAAGAAAUUCCAGAGCUACGUGGAUUUGCGGCUAGUUUUGCCAAGGGAUUACAUGAUUGGAAACGUAUCUACGACCAUAUUGAACCCGAAAAUCAGACAAUACCGUCACCGUGGAAUGAGAGGCUAACGCGAUUUGAAAAGAUACUUAUAUUAAAGGCAUUACGCCCAGAUAAAGUAUUUCUAGCUGUUCGUAAUUUUAUCGCUUCCGAAAUGGGUGUACAAUUUGUUACGCCACCUGAAUUUGAUAUUGGCAUGUCGUAUAAGGAGUCGAAUGCACUAACACCACUUAUAUUUAUACUGUCUCCAGGAGCCGAUCCGCUCGGCUCACUGUUGGCAUACGCCGAGAAAACUGGUUACAUGGAUACCUUUCAAAGCAUAUCACUAGGUCAAGGACAAGGACCUAUUGCUCAGGGACUUAUUAAGGACGCUCAAGAUUUGGGUUAUUGGGUUUGCUUGCAAAAUUGCCACUUGGCCGCCUCAUGGAUGCCGAUAUUGGAGUAUAUCUGGGAAAAUAUGGACACAUUUAAUACCUCACCUAGCUUCCGCUUGUGGCUUACCAGCUACCCAACUCCGAAAUUCCCGGUGGCUUUGCUACAAAAUGGAGUCAAGAUGACAAAUGAACCGCCGACCGGCCUUAAGGAGAACAUUAUACGCUCAUACAACUCAGAACCGAUCAAUGAUCCGACUUUUUAUUUAGGCUGCGCCAAGCAAGACCGAGCCUUUACUCGCUUACUUUUCGGUAUUUGUUUUUUCCAUGCAGUAGUGCAGGAACGUCGCAAAUAUGGGCCAUUAGGUUGGAAUAUCGCUUAUGGCUUUAACGAAUCCGAUCUUCAAAUAUCCGUAAUGCAAUUGAGUAUGUUGCUGAAUCAGUAUGAUCAUGUACCCUAUGACGCCUUGUCCUACCUGACGGCCGAGUGCAAUUAUGGUGGCCGCGUCACAGACUACUGGGAUCGUCGUGCUAUAGUCACAAUUCUUGCCGAUUAUCUAAAUCCAGAUGCAGUUAACGACAAUCGGUAUCGAUUCGCUACAGACGAUCGCUUCAUAUUGCCACGCAAGACUGAACACCGUGAAAUAUUACGUUACGUUGACGAAAACUAUCCAUCGUUAGCUGCACCUGAAGUUUACGGACUUCAUGGCAAUUCUGGCAUAACUCGUGAUCUCCAAACGACAAAAAUCCUACUUGACUCAAUGAUUGCGAUUUUUGGUAGUGAAAUGGCUUCGACAGGUGCCGGUGCACAGAGUAUGGACGAAACAUUAUUACAAACCAUUGCACAUAUCGCAAAAUCAAUGCCAGCCGACAUGGAUAUCGAUAGCGCUAAAGUCAAGUAUCCGGUUAAUUACAAUGAGUCUAUGAAUACGGUAUUAGUACAGGAAAUGGAGCGUUUUUUGAAAUUGCAAAAAGAAAUACGCGCCUCGUGCCGUGACCUCGAUAUGGCCGUAAAAGGAAUUGUUGUGAUGACACCCGAAUUAGAGAAUGUGCUCAGUGCUAUUAAAUUGAACCGCAUACCUGCUAAAUGGUUGUCUAAAUCAUAUCCCAGUCUAAAGACGCUGGCUUCCUACAUCCAAGAUUUAUAUAAACGCCUCGAUUGGCUUCACAAUUGGUAUAUGCACGGCAAGCCACCGACGUUUUGGUUAUCUGGUUUUUUCUUCACUCAAGCCUUUCUUACUGGAGCUAUGCAGAAUUUCGCUCGUAAAUACAAAACUCCUAUUGAUACAUUAACGUUCGACUUUGAUGUGCUAUAUGAGGAUAGCAUGAAAUCGCCACCAGUAGAUGGUGUUUAUGUAAACGGACUUUUCCUCGAAGGUGCGCGAUGGAAUUUGAAAGAAAAUAUUAUUGAUGAACAGCUACCAAAAGUUCUUAUUUAUUCGAUGCCUGUCAUUUAUCUUAAACCCUUGGAGAUUGUAAAACUCGUCGAAGCCACACGCUACAAAUGUCCUUUAUAUAAAACAUCUGAACGCAAAGGCAUACUUUCAACAACCGGUCAUUCCACAAACUAUGUAAUUCCGAUACUACUAAAAACGAAACUUAAAGCCUCGCAUUGGGUUAAGCGCAGCGCUGCUUUGCUAUGCCAAAAAACUGAUUAGUUUAGUUUAUCCCUCAUUCGUAUUUUGCAUAUUUUUUAUUAUUAUAAUUUUUAUAUUCAAUGGUUUUAAUAUUUAAUUCAAAUAUUACAUGAAAUAUAUAUG
This is a messenger RNA of Anastrepha obliqua, 12054 nucleotides long. RefSeq names its product dynein axonemal heavy chain 12 (gene Dhc62B). Lineage: Eukaryota; Metazoa; Arthropoda; Insecta; Diptera; Tephritidae. Gene Ontology annotation, biological process: microtubule-based movement. The transcript has 14 exons. Gene Ontology annotation, molecular function: dynein intermediate chain binding; minus-end-directed microtubule motor activity; dynein light intermediate chain binding. Gene Ontology annotation, cellular component: dynein complex. The record is from RefSeq and is a predicted model, not a curated record. The coding region runs from base 64 to 11952 and encodes 3962 amino acids.